UAAGGUCCCAGGCAAUAGGUAGUUUAAUUAAGCAGAAAUCUUUCCAGCUGCUUAAUUCUUUAAUCAAUUUAACCAAUUUGGCCAAUUCUUUUCUUGAAGACAAAUCAUCAAGGAAGUAAAAGAAUCCAGGUGACCCAGUGGAAUCACAUCAGCUGGAUGGAGUCUACAACCAGUGCUCCAUCUGGUAGCUCUACUGCUGUCGCUGGUAACACCACUGCUGCUGACACCACCAGUGCUGCCACCACAACUGAAGCUCCUGCCUCCACGACCAGUGCUGCUCAAACCACCACUCGACUCAAGAGUUCAACAGAUGCUUCAUCUGAUAGCUCUACUGCUGGUGGCUUCACUGGUAUCACCACCACUUACGAUGAAAUCACUGAGGACAGUGACAUUGAUGAGGACACCACUGAAGCUCCUGAUACCAAGACCAGCGCUGCUCCAACUGGCCUUCUAAAGUGUAAAUCCACCUGA
Zalophus californianus (California sea lion) is the source of this 471-nucleotide messenger RNA. Its product is annotated as integumentary mucin C.1-like. Bases 157 to 471 code for a protein of 104 amino acids. The record is from RefSeq and is a predicted model, not a curated record. NCBI's taxonomy places the organism in Eukaryota, Metazoa, Chordata, Mammalia, Carnivora, Otariidae. The transcript has 5 exons.